Messenger RNA from Paramecium octaurelia, 827 nucleotides. The record is from the annotation of a GenBank genome assembly. Lineage: Eukaryota; Ciliophora; Oligohymenophorea; Peniculida; Parameciidae.
AUGGAUUAUAUGGAACUAAAGGACCUAGAUUUUUUGAAGUUUGUAAGAAACUUCUACAGAUUACGCAUGGCCACCAAUGAAGAAUACGAUCCUCCAUUUCAUGAAGCCAUCAAUUACUACGCCAACUAUUUGGAGCAGUUGACUUUGGAUUAUUGGGAAGACCUACUCAUCAAUUAUAACAUCUACAAUUAUCACUUUUAGCAAUCAUACUAGAAAAUAAACAAUUCCAAAUAAGAUAUAGAACUAAAGAAGUUCACAAAUGUCUAGCUAUUCAAUCUCUAUGAUAAAUUGAUAGAAUUUUAUAAACUAAAUAUUAAGUCUGACUUCAUAAUCGCAUUAUCUAUUUGGUAUCCUUCAAUUUUUAGCAUUUUGUCCUCUCAAGCACGUAAAGAUCUUUCAGACAGAAGAGAGAAUCUAACCUUGAAAUAUCUAUCAAAAGAAUUGACCAAUAUGCAGCAAAAACUAAAAUUUGAGUUCUCCAUCCAUAAAAUAGUUGACAUCUCACAUAUGUUAUUUUAUGACGUGUUUUUCAUUCAAACAUUGAAGUAAACCCAUUGAAGCUAAUUAAUAGAUAACCAAUGCAAGCACAUCAUUAAUUGUUGGAUGUAAUUGACGAUGCAUUUAUCCAAUUCUUUUAAGAACAAUAUAAUCUGGCAGAAAUACAACAAAACACUCAGGCAAAAUGUUUAUAGAUUACAAAAAAGCAAUAGGUGGACAAAGAACCACUUAAAAAAUUUAAAUAGGAUUGCCUUCUUACAAUCAUGUAAAUGAGAAUGAAGAAUUAUGAACAAUACACAAAAUUUAUUAAACAUUAUUUAAAACUAUGA